ACCGACCCUUUCCUUUUCCAAUUCGGAGUCUGAGCUUCUUACUCUGAAAUCUGUGUGGGUCUUGCGUUUCAUAAGGGAUUUCCAAUUGCACUCGCUUCGCUUAGAUCACUCUUAGUUUCUGCGUUAUAUCCGUCUCUUUCUGGGUUUUGCGCUUCAGAAUUGCAGCUAUGGGUUGCGAUUCUAAAAGAAGGCGUAGAGAGGAUGUGGGUGACACAACGAUUUCAUCAUCCAAGAAGCAAAAGCUGAUGCCGAUGACAGGUUUGGAGCAGACCCAAAAGCUUCUUUGUUGCGGGAUCUUGCAGGAGCUAAUUGAUCACCGUCAUGGCUCUGUGGCUGUUCGAAUCCCUGAUUCUCAGGAGGUUCGAAGGCCUAUGGAUCUGUCCACCGUCAAAUCCAAGUUGGAGAGAGACAACUACUCCAGUAUUGAUGCCUUUGUGGCCGAUGUCAAGCUUACCUUCCAAAACGCGUUGUGGUAUUACUCUCUUGGAGAAAAACAGCGUGCAAUGGCCAAGAAUCUUGGUAAGGUUUUUGAGGCUAAGUGGAAAUUACGGUUUCCUGAAACUAGGUCUUCAACCUUGAAAGCUUCUUGUUGUGCUAGUUUGGAUAGGUCUGUGUCUGCUAUUAGUCCUGUGAGUCCAUUAAGUCUUCAACAACUCAACAACAACAACAACAAAAGAGGGGCCAAGAGGUCAUCCAGAAACCUUGACGAACAGAAGGGUUCUGCUUCUGCUAUCACUUGUGAUAAGGAACACCGAAUCAAGCGCGGCCUUGACGAAGAGAAGGGUUCUGCUUCUGCUAUCACUUGUGCAGUACUGGAUAAAGAUAAGGAACACCGAAUCAAGCGCGGCCUUGACCAAGAGAAGGGUUCUGCUUCUGCUAUCACUUGUGCAGUGAAUAAAUAUAAGGAGCUCCGAAUCAAACGGCUAAGGGAACAGGCUCGUAAGGAAAUUUUGAGGGUUGAAGAGGCUGCUCGAUUGAAAGUCGAGAAUCCUUUACAAGAUCUUCAACAACUCAACUUGUUGUGCAGUGGUGGCAUCAAACAGGAUUCUUGUUACAGGGUGUAUCGUUGGUUGACACUUGACAAGUUGGGCAUCUAUUUGAAGAGGGAUGAACUUGAACAUGUUUAUGAAGAGGAUGAAUUUCGCAUUGGAGAUUGGGAAGAAGAUGGAGAACAGAGUCCACAAACAACGAAAUAUUACAUCCACAUAUGGUGGCAUAUCAUCAUCAUCAAGUACAUACUGCUACGUAGCAAAAUUUAUUCUAUGUACAAAAAUUCAUGUAAUGGUGACAGAAACUUUGACUGUUAUCAAAAUGAGAUUUCUGCUUUUUGCUCCCUUUGACUGUUAUCAAAAUGAGUGCUGAAAAUCUGUGUAUGAUCUGUUAAUCUUUCAAUUGCAUAUUGGGCUGGAUAUUCU
Molecule: messenger RNA, 1415 nt
Organism: Rosa chinensis
Lineage: Eukaryota; Viridiplantae; Streptophyta; Magnoliopsida; Rosales; Rosaceae
Product: transcription factor GTE11-like
Exons: 2
Coding region: 168-1340 (390 amino acids)
Molecular function (GO): protein binding
Source: RefSeq, a predicted model, not a curated record